GCACUCGAUCCCCUCCGUCCCCAAAACCCCCCACAGCCUGCAACCUCGAACCCCGCGCCCAGCGCCCUCGGUAACCACCGCCACAGACAAGGCUAGACGCCAGACACCACCAUGGGAGAGGAGAAGAAGGCGGCCAAGGAUGGCGCCGCCGGCGGCGGCGGCGACAAGAAGAAGGACGCCGCCGCGGCGGCGCCGGCGGGGCAGCAGCCCAUCGUGCUCAAGGUCGACUUGCAUUGCGCCGGAUGCGCCGGCAAGGUCCGCAGGGCCAUCAAGCACGCCCCAGGGGUGGAGUCCGUGGUCGCGGACAUGGCGGCGGGCAAGGUGACCGUCACCGGCCCGGCGGACGCGGCGGAGCUCAAGGAGCGCAUCGAGGCCAGGGCCAAGAAGCCCGUCCAGAUCGUCUCCGCCGGCGCCGGCCCGCCCAAGAAGGACAAGGAAAAGGAGAAGGAGAAGGAGAAGAAGGCGGACGGCGGCGGUGAGAAGAAGGCGGACAAAGAGAAGGGUGGCGGUGAGAAGAAGGCAGACAAGGAGAAGGGCGGCGACAAGAAGGCCGAGAAGAAGGAGAAGGGCGGCGACAAGCCCAAGGAGGAGAAGAAGCCCAAGGAACCCAAGGAGGAGACGGUGACGCUCAAGAUCCGGCUGCACUGCGAGGGCUGCAUCGACCGCAUCAAGCGCCGCAUCUACAAGAUCAAAGGUGUGAAGGAUGUGGUGAUCGACGCCGCCAAGGACCUGGUGAAGGUGACCGGCACCAUGGACGCCGCCGCGCUGCCGGGCUACCUCAGGGACAAGCUCAGCCGGACCGUGGAGGUCGUCGCGCCGGGCAAGAAGGACGGCGGCGACAAGAAGGGUGAUGACAAGAAGGACAAGGCCGACGGCGGCGACAAGAAGAAGGACGGCGGUGGCGGCGGCGAGGAGAAGAAGGACAAGUCCGCCGGUGCCGCUUCUGCGUCGGUGGCGCCCAUGCCCAUGGCCGACGCCGGCAUGUACCAGAUGCCGCCGCACUACGGCAGCUACGCGCCGUACCCCCCGGCCCCCGGGGGCUACUACGGCGCCGCCCCGGCACCCCACCCCGCCAGCUUCUACCCCAACGCCGGCGUCCAGUACCCGCCCCCGCCCGCCUACCCAUACGGUGGCGCCCACCUCCACGCGCCCCAGAUGUUCAGCGACGAGAACCCCAACGCCUGCUCCGUCAUGUGAGCGAGCCCAGCUCGUUCCCUCCGCCCGCCGGCCGUCGACGCCGCCCCUCCCUCCGUCGAACUCCGCUGUGUCAUACCAGAAAGCUAUGGCUUGGGUUUAGCAGCUUAGUUAAUUAUCAGUUAGCUAGUAGUUUAAUCAGUGCCCCCGAGGUCCAGUACCAGCAGACUGUAAAUGGCAGCAGCGACUCUCUCCGCCCCGGUGUAAUUUGCAGCGUCAUGUAAUCUACCCGCCACCGAUGAAAUUUUGCCCUUUUAUCAUC
Messenger RNA from Setaria italica (foxtail millet), 1456 nucleotides. Its product is annotated as heavy metal-associated isoprenylated plant protein 6. The record is from RefSeq and is a predicted model, not a curated record. The coding region runs from base 112 to 1197 and encodes 361 amino acids. The transcript has 4 exons. Gene Ontology annotation, molecular function: metal ion binding. NCBI's taxonomy places the organism in Eukaryota, Viridiplantae, Streptophyta, Magnoliopsida, Poales, Poaceae.